GCUGUGUCCCCGGCGGAAAAGGCGCUGCCGCGCUGCCCUGCUGGCCCGCGGGAGAAGCCUGCCGUGCUCGGGGCCGCGCCAUGGAGGAGGGCAGCGGCGUCCGCCUCUCGGCCGAGUGCCUGGACGAGCCGCCCAACAGCCGCGUCUUCGUGGUGCUGGGCAAGGACACCGGCGAGGCGCUGAUCCGGGAGCGCUUCUCCCCCUUCGGGGACAUUCAGAACAUCUGGCUCCUGCGGGACAGGCGAACCAACGAGUCCCGCGGCAUCGCCUUCAUCAAGUUCGCCCGCAGCUCGCAGGCUUGCCGGGCCAUGGAGGAGAUGCACGGCCGCAGCCUGCUCCCCGACACCAAGCCCAUCAAGGUAUUUAUUGCACAGUCAAGAGCUUCUGGAAGCCACCGAGAUGUCGAAGAUGAGGAGCUUACACGAAUCUUUGUUAUGAUACCGAAAACCUACACGGAGGAGGAUCUGCGAGAGAAGUUUAAGAUGUAUGGAGACAUUGAAUAUUGCAGCAUUAUUAAAAACAAGACUACUGGAGAAAGUAAAGGUUUGGGCUAUGUCAGGUACUUGAAACCAUCGCAAGCUGCCCGAGCAAUUGAAGAGUGUGAUAGAAGCUACAGGGCCAUUUUGGCUGAACCUAAAAAUAAGUCAUCUGAGUCUUUUGAACACGAUUAUUACAGUAAUAAUAUGAGGCAAGAUCUAAGAGGAAAUACACUUCCAUUUUGUAUGCAGCCAGAAUUUUGUAGCUUUGAAAAAACUGAGACCAGGAUUCAAGAACCAGUCUCCAAACGCCUGUCAGUGGUAUCACGGCUCCCCUUUAUUCAAGAGCAGCUGUUUGCCCUCUUUGAUUUAGUUCCAGGAUUGGAAUAUUGUGAUGUUCAGCGAGACCCUCAUACCAACAGUGGGUACGCUGUGAUUCAGUACAGCACUGCUGCCUCAGCUAUAUAUGCCAAGUACAAACUACACGGGUUUGAGUAUCCUCCUGGAAAUCGACUAACUGUCAUUUUCCUAGAAGAUGGGAAUGAUAGCUCAGACCUUAUCAGGAAAAUGGCAACACAGCUGGUAACAGCGCAGGUGUCGUCAGCGCUGCGCAGUAACAGCGCGAUCGUUCAGCAGUACAGGACGCCUCCUCAAGCAUUUGGAGGAACUUCUGGCCCACAAUUGCUGCAGCCCCAAACAGAUGCCAUACUUCCACCACCCAAAAAAAAAGUUCCACCUGACACUUCUGUGAAGGAAAGGCUUUUCAUACUUUUUCAUCCCCAUCCUUUACCCGUAAAUGUACUGGAGGAUGUGUUCUGUCGUUUUGGACAAUUGAUAAAUGUUUAUCUUGUUGCUGGAAAAAACGUGGGCUAUGCAAAAUUUGCAGACAGAGCAAGUGCCAGCGAGGCCAUAACUGCAUUGCAUGGCAAGAUUGUGAACGGGGUGAGGCUGAAAGUGAGGUUGGCAGACUCGCCCUCGGAGGAGCCCAACAAGCGCCAGAGAACUUACUGAGCAGCAUUAGGACUGUUGCCAAAGGAGAAUAUACUUGGGGGAGAAAAGGCUAAGCCCUGUUUUCUACAAAAUAACUCUAAAAUAUUACUAUAGCUUCCAGAUAUUUCCAGUACCAUACUAUCUUCUUAGGGUACAUGAAGUUUUGGUUUAACUAAUUCAGAAAAUACCACAUGACUGUCUUUGCAUCAGUGUUUUCCCUCUAAGCUUCACUCCUUGUACCUUUCUUUGUAUAGAUCCUUUGUGACCCAAGAGUUGCAAAGACCAAAAAAAGCUCUUGCCCGAAGUGUUCUUUUUCUCCUAAGGACCUCCAUGUUGCUCUUCUGAUAAGCAGCAGAUACUAAACCUGGCCUUAGUUUUUAUACACAACUUUUGUUUUAAAAACUUGGAUUUCUGGGCAUUCUUUUUUCUGCAUGGAAUUAUAGCUAAAACUAUAUAGAAACUUUCUUCUUAAUCAUCAGCUCUGGCGAUUGCAAUUUUAAGUAACUUGUACCCAUGCUCUUAUCUUUGUAAAAGUUUUCUUUGUUUAUAAUGUGACUUUUGCUCUCAGCAAUAAAAUCCCAGCCUCUGGGUCCCUACAGGAAUAACUGUGAAGUGCAAUACAAUACCAGGUCUGCCUUGUGUACUUUUUACUAGAGAAGUGUAAAUACUACAUGCAUCCCAAAUUAGAAAAAUUAUUUAUCCCUACUUUUUUUGUACACCAAAUUCCUGAUUCCUUGUCUCUUAGCAGGUUGUCUUGGCAUCUGUCUCUUUUCAGGAUAGACAGACAAUUACUUGUUCAUUUGUCCUUUGGUUGUUUCUCAAGUUCAAAUGAAGUGGUACCUAAAAGGGAAGAUUCCCUUUCAAAAGAGAAUCACUUACAUUUCCCAUGUAAGUGAUUUUACCACUGCCUGAUUUUGCACUGGAAUGACUGACAAGCUUUACAGUAAUUUGGAGGCUUGUAUUUUGCUUUCAGUUAAAGUGUUAAAUUGUGCAUGUGAAAGGAGGUGCAAUUCUCUCUACCUCUGAAAUAGUUGUGGAUUUUUUUUAAGAUUGAGAAUAUUAACUUUCUUCAUUGAAUUUUAGCUGUAGGAAAUAAUCUUUCUAGCCAAAACUUCUGUGAGUUUUCACUUAAGGAAAUCAUUGCCUCUUAAUAAAAUCCUUUCUAAAGUGCUGUUGUAUUGCUUGCCUUUUGUCUCUAACAAGGUGACUGGAUUUCUGAAAUAGUCUUUUCUAUACAAGGUUCUCUGAUUAAAAUCCAUUAUAAGACCUGUGAAUUCUAGAAUCUAUAUGAAAAUAAAUGUAAUUCAAUGGAAUAAUUAAGUAAAAUAUUAAUUUUUUUCAACACAUUUGAAGUUUUGCCCCAACACCUUUUUAUGUAAAUAAUCUUUUUAAAAUACAAUUUACAAAAUUGUUUCUUAAAAAAGGUUUUGUGGUAACAGUAUACUACUCAUAAUGCUUUUGCAAUGCAAACUUCUGACUCUAAGAACUUUCUUACCUUGCAACAAACUUUGUUUUAUCAGGCAAAUUUGAAUACAGGUCUAUUAAUAUUCUAAACUAAUCCACCUAAUGAGUUUUACAGGCUCUGGUUCUCCUAGAAGUCAAUGAGAAUUCAGUUGUUUAUGUGAGUAGUUAAAAGUAGCAGAGAAAAGAUGGAAGUACAGGCCAGUAAGGUUCUUUUAACCACUUUAAGUCCUAAUGUAAGUUUUUGGGGGGUGAGAUUAUCCCCUCUUAUGCUAAGUAAGUAUUAAUGGCUGAAAUAAUCACUUCAAACUAUCUUGCUUUAAAUCAGAUUAGGCUUGAGAAGACAAUGACACUGCAUACUUCUAGGCAGUUGCUAAAAGCAGACCUGUCUUAAUGAUCUUGCUCUUGACCAGCUUGUGCUCUCCACUCAGGGCUUUGCAUUAUUUUGAGUAUUUUGUGGAAACCUCACUGCAGUGUCUGAUGCCAGUUACACAAAUUGUGUCAUUCUAAAAUAGGAGAGGAAGGAAAGAAUUUGCUAUCUGUCAGAAGAAUGCAUUGUGAAAUACCAAUCAAUCAAUCUCUUCAUUGCUGCCUAGUAGUUCUGUUUAAAUACCAGCCCCGCCCUUGGAAAGAAAAAUGCAAACCACUAAAAACGAGAGCCACAAGCAAACAAAACAAAAAAGGCAAGCUCACCCCAAGCAUCUUUCACAAAGCAUUCAGAUAGUCCUUAGAAAGCAGAGCUUCUUGUGUUGGAAAUGCCAGACACAGCUACUUGGAGCUAGGUUCUGUGGCUUUUAAUGGUCAUUGCUGAUUGACUUCAACCCACAGCAAAUGGAUUCAUUGCAUUUUUUCCCUGAAAAAAGUUGGGUGUUUUAAAUAAUUAUUUAAUUACUUACUAAGUUGAAAAAAACACUUAUUCUGCCAUAAAAUACUUGGUUUUUAUUGUCUUGUUAUUCUUGUCUGGAAAAAGUCCACAUCACUGACUUGAUUUGCAUUCUUUUUUUUUAUUUAGACCUUUUUUAAAAUCCUGAUGUUGAUAUGUAUACAUUUUAAUGAUUUACUGCUCUGCAAAAAUGUUUUUAAAAAGUAAUUGUAUCAUAGUUGUGAUAUACUUUGAAAAAAUAGGUGUAUUUGUAUCAACAGUAUACUGCAGAAAAAAUGCUGGCUUUUACACAUUGCUCAGAGAAAGAGGCACUUCUUUAAAAGUUAGAGAAGUAUGCCUAAAACUUCAACAUUAUUCUUCUAAAGAUAUUGAAAGCCUUAUUUAUAUGCUGUUGUAAUGAUUAUAUUUUAUAGUAUGUCCUUUAAAAUAAAAAUAGGUAUGUUGCUUUUUGAUACUA
Molecule: messenger RNA, 4267 nt
Organism: Corvus hawaiiensis (hawaiian crow)
Lineage: Eukaryota; Metazoa; Chordata; Aves; Passeriformes; Corvidae
Gene: RBM45
Product: RNA binding motif protein 45
Exons: 10
Coding region: 81-1487 (468 amino acids)
Molecular function (GO): RNA binding
Source: RefSeq, a predicted model, not a curated record